Molecule: messenger RNA, 3801 nt
Organism: Rubroshorea leprosula
Lineage: Eukaryota; Viridiplantae; Streptophyta; Magnoliopsida; Malvales; Dipterocarpaceae
Source: the annotation of a GenBank genome assembly
AAAAGCCCAAAAAAUAAAAGCCACACUCCCCCACUGCUCAGAAUUAAACUGAAGAAGAUGAGGGCAACUAUUCCAAAAGGCUUCCUCCGCUGGGUUCGCUGCAGGCGAGAGUCUGGUGGCAAAAGCACCAUUACCAUCAAAGGAGAAUUUGUCAUCUGUCACGGCCCUGCUUGGCUGUCGCGGCUUCCUGUUCCAAUUGCUUCCGUUCAGAUUUACAGCAACAUCCUAGAUUCAAGCACCGGCCUCGGACGCAUCAGUGGCAGAGCGUUUCUAGGGAGAGGAAAAACGAAGACAGAGCAUAAUCAGAAAAGAACAACCUACAAAUUAAAGUUUGAGGUGGUGCCUGAAUUUGGCACUCCCGGUGCUUUUCUGAUAAAAAACAGAUGGUGUCAUGAAUUCUUCCUCGAAUCCGCCACUCUCAGCUGCAAGUCACGAGUCGAGAAACAUUUCCUCUUCGACUGCAGAUCAUGGGUAUAUCCAUUCAAGAAGACGAAAACCCCACGAGUUUUCUUCUCCAAUACCAGUUAUCUCCCCGGAGAAACGCCUGAGGGUUUGAAGAAACUCAGGGAGUAUGAACUCAAGUGCUUGAGGGGAGAAUUGGUGGAAGAACUCCAACCCCGGGAGAGGAAAAAGUGGGAUCGGGUAUACGAAUAUGCUGAAUACAACGAUCUGGGUGAUCCUAACAGAGGACCAGAGUAUAGCAGACCUGUUUUGGGCGGCAAGAAACAUCCAUACCCACGAAGGCUGAAAACAAAUCGCCCUCUUUGCAAGCAAGAUUCUUCAACGGAAAGCCGACCUGUAACAAAAGACAUCGGUGCUUAUAUUCCUCCUGAUGAGAGACUUAGCCCCGAGAAAGUAAAAGAGCUGAAGACAAACUUAAUCAAGGCUAUCGUAUACUUUCUUUUGCCGGAGAAGGAAUCCCAUCUCAGGCCUCCCUUCUCGUUAAAGGAGAUAAUCAAAUGGUUCAAGGGGAUGAUCAAAUGGUUCAAGGAGAUGAUCAAAUCAAUUGAAAAAAGAAGAUUUCUGUCUUGGGAGAAAAAUAGUGGUUUCAACCAGAAUUUGAAUGAUAUGUUCAAAAUAUUCUCGGAUAAAAGUAGGCAACCAGUGCGGGGAUGGUUCAAAGACAAACUGAAGAGAUGGGUGCCAAAUGAUAAGCUUUACAAACAAAUUGUCUGUAAACAAAAAAUAUGCAAACCAAACUUAACCAUGGACUUGCCUUUGCCCUCAAUUAUAGCAGUGAAUAAAUGGGCCUGGAGGAGAGACGACGAGUUUGGACGCCAAAUGGUUGCAGGAACCAAUCCAGUCCGAAUCCGGCGCUUGCAGGAUCUGCCUCAAGAUAGCAAGAUUCUAAAGAAAAAACACAAACUGAAUAUAGAGAAGCACAUUAAUCAUAUUUGCGGAGGUUAUAAACAGUGGAUUCUUGAAGAGCUAAUCAAGUGUUUGGAGGUAAAGAAGCAGCAGAAGGGAACUCUUGAAGAGUUUGAUAAAGAUGAUGAGAAGAUUCUUGAAGAGCUAACCAAGUAUUGGGAGAAAAAGAAGAAGAGCUCUUAUGAUGCUUAUGUUGAUGAUAAGAGGAUUUCUGAAGAGCUAACCAAGUAUUGGGAGAAAAAGAAGACCCAAGAGAUAACUAUUGGAGAUGAAAACAAGAAUUUGAAGAUAAAGAAGUCCCAGGAGAUAACUAUUGAAGAGUUGUCAUUUCUGGAUAUAGAGGAACAGCCUCCAAAUAGCGAAAUUGAAACUCCAACUGACAAAUUAGAGAUAGAGAAGCACCUUAAUGUUGAUGAUGUUGAUGAGAGGAUUCUUGGAAUGGUAACCAAGUAUUUGGAGGUAAUACAGGAGGGCAAGAUAACUCUUGAACAGAUUGCAGAAUUAGGGCACAUAUUCAUCUUGGAUCACCAAGACCACCUGCGCAAAUACCUAGGGGAAGUAAACAGAAAUUCUGCUGGAGGUGUCCGUGCUUAUGCUUCCCUAACAUUGUUAUACCGCGAUUUCAAGGAUUUCAAAUUUAUACCAGUUGCAAUAGAACUUAGUUUAUCUUCCCAGAACCACAAGCUCAUUGUAGCACCAUCAUGUGAGGAUACGGAGCGGGAGACAAGUAACUACUUCAACGAAUGGGACUUGGCCAAAAUUCAUGUUGCUGCUAAUGAUUCAGCUCACCAUCUAUUAGUCAGCCAUUGGUUACAUACCCAUGCAGUAGUUGAGCCCUUCAUUAUUGCCACCAGAAGACGGCUAAGCAAGAUGCAUCCUAUAUAUUGUCUAUUAGAUCCACAUUUCAAAGACACCAUCCAUAUAAAUGCACUUUGUCGAGCCUUUUUCAUUAAUGCCGGUGGAAUUCUGGAGAAGACACUAUUUACAGGCAAAAUUUCCAUGGAGUUUUCCUCUGAGUUUUACAAGGAAUGGAGGUUUAACAGGCAAGCCCUCCCAUGCGAUCUUGCCAAAAGGGGUAUGGUUGAUAAUGUACCCAAGUCAAGUGAGCGACCUCAAAGCAACAUGGUUGAAAAUGUACCAAUCUUAAAUGAGCAACCUCAGAGGGAAGCCCUUUAUGGUGAUUCUAUCAAAAGCAGUAUGGUUGAAAAUGUACCCAUCUUAAAUGAGCAACCUCAAAGCAAUAUGGUUGAAAAUGUACCCAUCUUAAAUGAGCAACCUCAAAGGGAAGCCCUUCAUGGUGAUUCUAUCAAAAGCAAUAUGAUUGAAAAUGUUCCCAUCUUAAAUGAGCAACCUCAGAGGGAAGCCCUUCCUGGUGAUCCUGUCAAAAGCGGUAUAAGUAAGAAUGUACCCAUCUUAAUUGAGCAACCUGAGAAGGAACCCCUUCAUUGUUGUGACCCUGACAAAAGACAAACCAAGCCAGAUGAGGACGCUGGCCCUGAGGUUGACUGUAACUACUACCCCUAUGCUUCAGAUGGACUUAAGAUAUGGAAUGCAAUCGAAAGAUGGGUCAAAGGUUUCUGCGAAAUCUUCUAUAAAAGCGAUGAUUGUGUCCAGAAGGACGAGGAAAUCCAGCAAUGGUGGAAAGAAGUCCAGGAGAAAGGUCAUCCGGAUGUCUGUAAAGGCUGGGAUGAGUUGACAAAUCUUGAGAACCUAAUCCAGACCCUAACAACUAUAAUAUGGAUUGCUUCGGCCUUGCACGCUGCAGUGAAUUUUGGGGGGUAUGCAUAUGCUCUGACUCGUCCCAUGAAGUGUCAUGAAUACAUUCCAGGAGGGACAGAAGAAUAUGAAGAAUCAUUUUUACUCCAGAUGUUGCCUCAAAGGGAAGAGAUGGAAAUUGGGAUGGCGUUAAUGAGUUUUCUCUCGCAUCACACAUCUGAUGAGGUAUACUUGGGGGAGCGACAGCUGGAGCGGGAACGGGAGCGGCAGCGGCAGCGGCAGCCAACCUUUUGGUCCGAUGAUAAAGAUGUUAUUGAGAAUCUCUCGCAUCACACAUCUGAUGAGGCAUACUUGGGGGAGCGGCAGCCGCAGCUGCAGCCAACCUUUUGGUCCGAUAAUAAAGAUGUUAUUAAGAAGUUUAGUAUUUUCACUGAUGAGCUUGAGGGGAUUCAGAAAGAAAUCUUGAAGAAGAACAAAAGUUAUAAAUUGGCACAUCAUAGAUCAGGAGCUGCCAAGAUUCCAUACAAACUUCUGUACCCUGAUAUAUCUUCAGGUGGGAUCAAAGGUGGGAUCACAGCGAAAGGAAUCCCUAACAGCAUAUCCAUAUGAUGAAAAUUCUUUGGUAGUAUAUAGUGUUGUAGGAAAAAGCGUUGUGAAACAGAAACGCAAGAAUUUGAGAAUAAUUCUUACAGUACUGAAUAAAUUUUGUGUGUAGAU